This is a messenger RNA of Anthostomella pinea, 234 nucleotides long. Lineage: Eukaryota; Fungi; Ascomycota; Sordariomycetes; Xylariales; Xylariaceae. The record is from the annotation of a GenBank genome assembly.
AUGCAGCUAUCCAUCCUCGCCAUCGUCCUAGGCCUCAGCUCCAUGACCGUAGCCGACGACAUCACCGACGCCUCAUGCAACGUCAACACAAACGUCUGCUACAAGAAUGGCGACAACGCCCAGAUGGCCAUCUGCGUCGGUAGUCCUUGCACGGGUAACUCACGGCAGUGCACGAUCACGAGUGUUGCGCCCGUCGUCGGCGUCCCGGAGGGGGGGUCGGCGACUUGCACGUGA